AUGGAGUUGUUCAUAUCUUAAAACAUUCAAGAAUCAAAGCUAUCUUUGACAGUUCAACUUUUUGCAAACUAUCUUAGAGCCACCUCUAGAAAGAUGGUUAACCUUACCCCUCUAACCAAGAUCACUCAGCAGUCUCUCCAACUAGCUCAUUUGCCACUGCUGAUCAAGAGUACUAGUGAUGCUUAGGGAUAGGAAUAGCCAGUUCAUACUGCUAAUCCAUCCUCAAUCAUGCUUGAGAUUGCUAGAUCAGUUUAUCUAGAAGAGGUCCUCUUUGGAAAGCCAGAUUCACUAACUAGAUUAGAGAUAUUGAGUUUUAUUGAACUAUCUAUCAGACUCAGUCCAUCCGAUUUAGCCACCAUGAUUAAUGACCACCUAUCAAUGAAAAUGUUUUUAGUUGGCCAUUCAAUUACUACUGCUGAUAUUGUUGCUCUUGCACAUCUCCUUCACCACUUUAAUGAAUUGGCUGAUCAUGAAAAGUUCGCAUUACCACAUGUCUUCAGAUGGAUUGAUCACGUUCAACAUUUGCCAGGACUACUUGAGCAAGUUCAACAGCACAAUCUAUUUGUCAGCUUCCCAGAUGAGAGCAAUUCAUAGCCACCAAGCAAGAGUUAGCUUAAGAAACUUGCCAAGGCUCAAGCUUCAAAGGAAAAGAAAGUUGGAGGUGAAUCAAAGGCACCAGCUGAAAAGAAAGCUGAAGUAUAGUCCUAAACCACUAAUGCCUCUCAAAGCACUGAAGCAACCAAUAACGAGGAGAAAAAGGAAGCUCCAAAGCAAGAAAAGAAACCAAAGUAACAGCAAUAAACUAAGAAGCAACCAGCAAAGAAAGCUGCUGAGGAGGCUAUCCCAGAGAUUUCUCAAAUGGACUUCAGAGUUGGUAAGAUCGUCAAAGUUUGGGUUAAUCCUAAUUCUGAGAAACUCUAUAACGAAGAGGUAGAUAUUGGAAAUGGUGAAAUCAGAUCUAUCGCCUCAGGUCUAUAAAAGCUAGUGCCAAUCUAAGAUAUGACUGAUGCUAUGUGCAUUGUGCUCUGCAAUCUCAAGCCAAGAAAUCUUGCUGGACAUGUGUCACACGGUAUGGUUCUUUGCGCUGAAACCCCAGACAGAAAUACUGCUGAGCUACUUCAACCACCUGCUGGUGCUCAACCAGGUGAUUUAGUUACUUUUGAGGGUUAUGAGAGAAGACCUCCUGAUGCUUUAAACCCAAAGAAAAAUCCAUGGGAUGUAGUAGCUGAAAAGAUCAAAAUUGAUGAGAAUGGAGUUGCUCUCUUCGAAAGCAUCCCCUGGACUGUCACUGGAAAAGGAGUUGUCACAUCCAAAGUAAUCAAGAAUGGUGUCAUUCAUUGA
Molecule: messenger RNA, 1341 nt
Organism: Stylonychia lemnae
Lineage: Eukaryota; Ciliophora; Spirotrichea; Sporadotrichida; Oxytrichidae
Source: the annotation of a GenBank genome assembly